AUGGUCGAGAAAGUGUAUAUUUCGUACAACCACGUUCACAAGCUGUGUCAAGAGGCUGCUGAGGUGAUUAAGGAGUUCAAUCCUCAUUUGAUGAUUGCCAUUGGUGGAGGUGGUUUUAUCCCUGCCCGUAUCUUGAGAACUUUCUUGAAGAAGGAGAACGCCAAAAACAUCCCCAUCCAGGCUAUUGGUUUGUCUCUUUACGAGGAUCUUGGAACCGAUACUGUUGUUGAGACUGCUGGUCUCGAGGUUGUGCGUACUCAAUGGCUCGACUUCGGUGCCAUGGCCGAGCACUCUGUCGACCUGAUUGGCAAGAAUGUGUUGAUUGUUGACGAAGUCGACGAUACCAGAACCACUUUACACUACGCUCUUUCCGAACUUGAGAAGGAUGUGCAAGAACAAGCCGAGAAACUCGGCCGUACCGACGAAGUCACUAAAUUCUUCAUCUUCGUGCUCCACAACAAGGACAAGCCCAAACGUGCCCAACUUCCCAAGGAGAUGCUCGAUUCCGGCCGCUACCUCGCUGCCCGAACCGUGCCCGACUACUGGAUCGCCUACCCCUGGGAGGCCAAAGACAUCGUCGAACACUCUGCUCAAGCCAUCAAACAGGGCAACGACUAA
Messenger RNA from Sugiyamaella lignohabitans, 618 nucleotides. It is a transcript of the gene XPT1, whose product is annotated as xanthine phosphoribosyltransferase. Gene Ontology annotation, molecular function: hypoxanthine phosphoribosyltransferase activity. Bases 1 to 618 code for a protein of 205 amino acids. Gene Ontology annotation, biological process: hypoxanthine metabolic process; IMP salvage; GMP salvage. The transcript has a single exon. NCBI's taxonomy places the organism in Eukaryota, Fungi, Ascomycota, Dipodascomycetes, Dipodascales, Trichomonascaceae. The record is from RefSeq and is a predicted model, not a curated record. Gene Ontology annotation, cellular component: cytoplasm.